Pocillopora meandrina is the source of this 5309-nucleotide messenger RNA. The record is from the annotation of a GenBank genome assembly. NCBI's taxonomy places the organism in Eukaryota, Metazoa, Cnidaria, Anthozoa, Scleractinia, Pocilloporidae.
AUGCUGAUCAUUUUCAUUUUAAUUUUUGUCCUCGCAGUUUCUGUGGCAAGUGGAUUCGCUGCUGUUAACUUUACCACAAAACCCAAGGAUGCGGACUACUUUGUAGCAAGUGAUGCCACUCUUCGAUGGGAAUAUUCCAGCCGGAAGGCAAUCCAGUAUGUAAAAUUUGGAAUCCAAAUCGGCGAUGAUGAUGUUGCUAUUGUUGUGAAAGAUGUUGAUGCUAAAGAAGUUCAGUUUAAUAGCUUUGAUCGGCCACAAGUAACAGAAUCAUUUAUCGGUCGAGUGGAUGUAGUAAAGAACGAACAAGCAAGUUUCAGGAUUAAAAAUCUCACGCUGAAUGAUACGGGAAAGUAUUUUCUCAAUUUGGAUCGGCAAAACGGGAGUAAAAUUCCUCCCCAGUAUGUCCAAGUGACCGUUGUAGGUGAGUAUUUUACAGUUUUGCUUCAAUUUCAUGGUUCUUCUUUCCUCAACAGGCGCGAAUUUUUUAUUCCAUGCGUAAGAAUGAAAUAUGAGAACGAGUAAUGGGUUACGCCAGCGGCAAAUGUACCUUGUUUUGCAAACGAGAGCCGCUCUUAAACACCUGCAUGCAUUUCAUGUCACACGCGUAAAUUCAGCAAAAUUCACGUCCGUUUUAUUAACUCAGAAUAACUCCACUUUCAUUCAUUUUUCAUGUAUUUUAUGACUAAACCGAACGACAUAACUACUAUUUAGCUGAAAAUGAUCAUUCACACACUGGAAGCCGUGCUAAAUUAGUAUUGACUUCUGGCGUGCUGCUGACAUAUUCUUCAUUGUUGUCACAGUUUUUCGCGUGGUCUUCCGAUGCAGCCUGACGAUGGGUUAUCAACUUUGUCUUAACUGGCAUAAGUCUAAAGAUUUUCCGCGAUCUUUUGUGCAGUAAUGAGACAUUUCUACCAUUUUUGUAUUUUGGACAUCUUUCUGUACGACAGCUUUCAACAUGAUAAAAUUCAUUGACAUCCAAGCCUAUAGUUACAAAAAAUAGAUGUGGGAGUCAUUUGUUUUUGGUGAUAAUGUGCGAUAACUUAAUUUUGAUCUGCUCUCAGAAAUAAACAGAACAUUGCCAAAAAAGUUACCGUUUUAAAUUAGCAUUAUCAGAAAGAUAGGUAAUCGCAGUUUGAAAUUUUUCCAAUCGUUUUCACUGUAUUUUCCAAGAGGCAAAUUUUCAAACAUACUAUUUUGAUCGAUCGUUCCCCUAUCGCGUUUUAUUAAUUCUAUCACAUUAAAUAUUUAGAAACUCUCCCAGUGGAAAUCAAUUCAAUAUUCAGAUAGCGUGGUGACUUGAAAGAAUAUAAAAAACAGUGUGACUUACAUUUAGGAUUUCAAUUUCCAGCUGAAAGCAAUAAAAGUACAUUUCAUUAUUUGUAAGUAACUUUCAGACGUCAAAUUGCUUCCAAAAUGUACUUGCGUAUUUUAAUUCAUUUGGAGAAAGCGCGGGGAAAUUUUCGCUGUGACUUACGUUUUGCGGUUUUUGGCAUUUUUGUUUAAAAAAACGGCUAACUUCAGAUACACCAGAUAGCGGCAGAGGUGUAACUGUGAAGUAAUAUUUGUUUAGUGACAUUCGGUUUCCACAACUAGAAUAAUAUAAAUGCUGUCAGCAGAAGUAGUAGAAGUAAAUUUUAGAUCAAACUUUCGAUAGAGAUCGUAAGUUUCGAAUGUAAUUGACGCGGUAAAUGAGCCCUUAAUGUACACGAAGCCGCAGCAAAUGUUGGAAUUUUUUCAUCAAAGCCACGAAAAUUUGUUUCCAAGACCUGAUGAAACGAUCACAAUCUCUAAUGCACGCGGCCAUAUGGUGUGGUGAACCUUGAUUAAUUAGUUUUUGUCGAUCGGUUUAUGAUAAUCAAGUAAUCUCGCAUAUUUAUUCAUAAGUUUGGUUUCAAUCGUACAAAAAUUGAUUUUGUACUAUGCACCGUAACUAUUUUGUCUAAGGUGAUCUUUUUUACCAUUUAGAAACUCCAAUUUAACGUAUUGUUGGAAUAUGAAGGGAGUAGAUUUACCUGUAAAUGGUUAGGCGGCAAAAUUGCAUACGAUGAAGAUCACGACCGAAGGAAAAUCACAUUUCCCAGCCAGGUGCAAAAUUCUUAGUUUAGAAAGCUUUUCAGAAUUUUGAAUUAUCUUAAAAAAGACCCAUAUACCUGGCAUUCGACGCAGUUCUCCUUAAGAGCAGAAAUUAAAUAUGAAAAGCCUUUCAAACUCAAUUUUUACUUGGUCAUUGCGAUGACAGAGUAAGAAAUUAUAAAAGUAUUUUUAUUCACACGUGAGCCUUAUGUCUGAUGUUUUCUGGCUACUAAUUGAAAAGAGACAUUUGCAGAUCAGCCGUAAUAUCUCCUUUGCUGCUUCCUUAUACGGGGUGACGAAAAGUUAAUCUGUUUUAUUUCAGUAAUUUUUUUCGAAGUCAGUAACCGAAACACUUUAUUCCUUUGUUUGACAUUAGUGCGUAGUUUCUUUAGAUACACGUGAUUAUCCAUAUUGUAACAAAGUCCCGAUAUGCACCUUUAAAAAUGAAUGACAACUUGUGGACUGAUCGAAUUUGAGGAUCGCUUUUUUCCCCAAAAGUGACGAUAAUAAUUUUUUUCAUUCUGAUCACAUAAUUACGCCGCGUUCAUAUCUGACAUUUUCUUUUGUUAUCCACGGGAGAGUAACAACUUCGUUUUUGGAAAUAAGUCACGACCAUGCAGCACAUGGCGUGACAGUUUGUUCUUCCCUUCACCUGCCCUUACACGAGGAGGGCGCGUCAGUUGUCUCUCCCUAGUGCGCGCUCAUAGAUAUAUCUCUUUUCGCAAUGGCGAGCAUGAUUAUUAUUAUCUUAUGUGAAUUUAUUUCUGUUCGCUUUUAACGACACCAAGAGGGCUGACUUGCAAAACGAUAGAAAUUGGUGACGAGAAUAUCGUGGCGCUUCAUGAACUUUGGAAAGAAAAGUGCAACUUGUUUCCCUGGGUUGCUAGGGUGCUGGGAUAUAUUUUUUACACAGAUGUCUGUGGUGUCACGUGACAGAUUAUGCUGGAAAGGAGACUGAUCUUAAUUCAACGGAUUUGUCAUUAUUUAUCGUUAGGGAGGGGGUGAAAGGGUCGGAAGGUUUGAGUUGUGUCACGGUAAAAUUGACCUGAUCCCCCAUUAGGCUCUGUAAAACUCUCAUGAUUCCCCCCUUUCUUCCCCCCCCACCCUCUUUGGAAGUUUUCUAAAUCCUCCCCUUUGUACUAUUUUGGAGACGACUGAUUUUCCCUAUGUUCCCCCUAAAAGACCGUGUGUGCCCCCCAACCUCCCUUCCCCCCCUCCGAGUAAUAAAUGAUUAGUGGUACCUGCCUAGGUACCCUGACUGUCGUAGUACUGAAACGAACUCGCGAUUUCCUUAUUUAGACAUUAUUACUGAUCGUCAAAACUCCACUCAGCUGGUGGAGUCAUGGGUAGGGCACAAGGUUUCUCUCAUCUGCAUCGUCACUAAAGCAUCGCCUGGGUUACCUGUGGACUUUGACUGGAGAUGGUCAGACAAUACGCAAGUCUUUGGAAAACAGGUUUAUUGGAAAGGAAAACCGGAUCCUUGGAAAGACCAAAGCCAAAUGACAAUAGAGACGAAUGUUGACCGGGAUUUCGAGCCUGUGACAUGCAUCGCUAAGUCAAGGACUUCAACUCAGCGGUUUGAUAUUGGCAUGAAACAGCUAUGUAAGUGCAUUUCAGUGUCUUCUGCUUAUUUUUGAAUUUAAAAUAAUACGCGUUGCAAAUAAAUUGGAAUCUAUUUGUUUUAUGCAAUGAGGAAGCAAAAUUUGUUAACGAUUACGUCAUUUAUGCGUCUGUCCAUUAAUAGAUCAUAAGUAACAACCAAUCAAAAUGUGUGGAUAAUUCAGCUUGGUAAAUAAAACCUUAAUUAUGAUUGGCAGUUGUCAUUACUUUGAUUUUGGUUUUACGACAGUCAAUCAAUUGAAAACUGCUCCAAUUAUGAGAAGUCAUUAUUUCAAUCAAUCAGUAAUUCAGUAAUUCAGUAAUUCAGUAAUUCAGUAAUUCAGUAAUUCAGUAAUUCAGUAAUUCAGUAAUUCAGUAAUUCAGUAAUUCAGUAAUUCAGUAAUUCAGUAAUUCAGUAAUUUAGUAAUUCAGUAAUUCAGUAAUUCAGUAAUUCAGUAAUUCAAAAUACAAUCAAUCAUUUGUCCUUUCAUUAUUUCGUUUGAAUUAUCUCAGUUGAGAUACAAAUCAUUUGAUAAAUUAAACUUAUUUUUCCUCAGAUAAGCCGCGAGAACCCAUCAAUGUCACAGCAUACGACUUUCCAAGCAAUGAAACUGAGUGCCCCAUGUACAGCAGGCUCACCUGGGAGCCACCCGAGGAGGAUGGAGGAACUCCCUUAACUGGUUUCGUCGUGGAAUAUAAACAUACCAUUUUCACUAACCGGGUUUUCGUCAGCAAGACCAUUAACCGCUGCACAGAGCACGUGAUUUGCAAACUUCAAAGUGAAUUUCCACGUGAGGUGCACGUGGAUGUUAGAGCGAUCAACAGAGUUGGUCAAGGGUUUCGAUCCCGCACAGUCUUGGUUUCAUUUUUCAGUGAGUAUUUCAGUUUUACAAAGCCCUCUACGGUUAUGACACGAUGUCACCAAUGAAGGUUUCUCACUAGAAAAUUGCCCUACAGACUUGCUUGAGAGCUGUCAUCUAAAAGAUUCUAAGUAGGGGGGCAACGAUUGCUUUUAAGGACUUUCCCGAAAGCACGAAAGCGAUUACAGUGAAACGCCGAACAGAAUAAAAAUCGCGCACAACUCGAAAGGUCAAGUUGUCUCGCCUCGGCAGGUAGGGUAACUCGAACAUGCACAACGUUUUCUCACACAUAUACACUUCAGCUUACCCAGCCAAGAAAAGACGGGUCAAAUUUUGUGCAAUAUGUAAUCUUCCCUAGCUGUCACGAUAAAGGCUGGUGAGUGCACAGCUGUUACAACUCACAAUAUUUUAAAGCUUGGAUCUUGCCUUGAAUUUAUUUCAUUAGAAUCACUAACUGCGCCUCUCAACCUGACCAGCAAAUUAGUUCCCAAAGAGCGGGGCCCCUAUGAUGUAUGGGUAACUUGGAGUCCCCCUGAGGAGGACGGUGGUGCUCCUUUGGUGCAGUAUUCACUUGAGUACAAAGAACUUGAAUCGUCUUGGAAUUCUGCCACAGUGCUGAAAACCAACAACACUUACAUGUGGAUCAGUAAAACCCACGAGGCUUACGUGUAUGAAGUACGAGUGACGGCCAGAAAUAAAUUUGGACUAGAAAAAGCCUCGAACACUUUGAUAGUUCAUUUUGGAGGUAUGCUUUCAUUAAAUUUCUCCAGCAGAUAA